GUCAAUCAAACGUCCUUUAUUUAUCUGUUCUGUUUCCUGUCAAAUUCAAUUCAAGUUACAAAGUCAGCUGUUGUGUUAAAAAUCGGUGUAUUUGUUAUUGAAAAAUACCUGUUUAUAAUAAAAUAAUUAAUAUUCAUACAAAUUAGAUCUUAUUUAUCGCUUCAAAAAUGUGGCCAAUAAUAAUGCAGUUUCUUAGAACAAACGCUCCAUACUUCACAUUACCAGUAGCGGCCGUGGUCGGCGUCAUAGGAUACAACUUGGAAGGCUUAUUAUCUGACAGAUAUACACCUUACAACAAACCAGUACAAGACCAAAGAGUAGAACGGCUAAUAGAUGAAGAGGUCCUGAGUGACCCAACCAAUGUUCAGAAACUAAGAUAUAAAGAGAAUGUCCUCGGGAGAAACGUGUCACCGUCACUACAAAACAAAUGAAAUAGUCUAGUCAACAUAAAAUUAAUAUUAAAGUAAUUACUAUUAUUAUGUAGGUGAUGUGAGUUGGGUAUUUUAUUUUAUUUAAAUAAUAUUAUUGUGUCAUAGUGGCCCAAAGAACCGCUUCUCAUGCAUGAGAAUGCAAACCUACCAAUGGCAAGUACCAAUGUCACUUUUUCCAGGUUAUUUAGACACCACUGACACACGGUUAAGGAAAACAUCGUGAGGAAACCUAGGCUUAUUAGUUCUAAUUAUAAGUUUGGAAUCGCAAUUCGCAUUGAGCAAGUGUGGUGAUUAAUCCUCAAUGCGUGCUAUGGAACCCUACUAUCGAUACAUCGCAUACUCGAGCUGCGCAUCUUCCCCGCACAACUACAUAGUUUAGUAUCAGUGGAAACAGUCACAUAGUUUCACAGCUUAGCUGUUAUAUCUUCGUAGCAGCAACAUGCACAUCUCUGGUGGAAAAGCACCGUAACACCACUUUUCUGUAUUUCUGUUGUUUUGUCAUCCCUCAGAACUCUCAGUAAACGGAAUGAAAAAGUAAGAGAAAUGCGGUUAAAGAUAUAAACAUGAACUUCUAAGUACUUACUUAUAUUUUUAAAUAUUAAAUAAAACACCCAACUCAUUACUUUAGUCUCUAUUUAAGGAAAUACUUUAAAAAAAUAUUCACAAUUUUGUUUCAGUUUUUACUGUAAAAUGAAAUUAUUUAAUCUGUCGAACAGCUGCAUUUCACCUUUCUUAAAGGAAGGAUAGAAAAAAUAUAAGUCUACAAUGAGCAAUAUAUUAUGAAUAUGAGAUUUUCCUUAAAAUCAAUUAAAUUAUGUAUUUCCGUGUCUGCAAGAUGAACAAAUGAUAACUAAAAUGCUGUAUAUAAUUGUUUUACUUUGUUAAUUAAAAUGUUUUUAUGAAUCUAAAA
Molecule: messenger RNA, 1341 nt
Organism: Spodoptera frugiperda (fall armyworm)
Lineage: Eukaryota; Metazoa; Arthropoda; Insecta; Lepidoptera; Noctuidae
Product: small integral membrane protein 12-A
Exons: 3
Coding region: 168-431 (87 amino acids)
Source: RefSeq, a predicted model, not a curated record